ACCACACCACAUUCAUUUUCUUUGAUAACAUUUAAUAAACAAACCACACAAACUAUUUAAUUAAAUUUAUUUACUCUUUUCAUUUCUUUCUCUCUCACCAAUUGUACCUGCCAAGUACGCUUACCUGUACCUCCCAGUCUUCUCGCAUCAUCACCUUUUCAUUUGCGUACACCCUCUUAUUAGAAUCCCAAUCCCACCCUUCACCCAUAUAAUAUAAUAUAACACUCUUCUCUUCAUCUUUAACCACUCCAACCACAACCACAAACCUCAACACUCAAUCCUCAACAACCAACAUCUGCCUCUGCUCCUCUCACUCUCACUCUCACUCACACUAUUUCUCUAUUUCUCAGAUGAAGCAGCUCAUCCGUCGCCUCUCGCGCGUCGCUGACUCCUCAAAUUACACGCUCCUCCGCUCGGACUCUUACUCCUCGUCUCGGGGCUGCCGCCGCCGCCACCGGUCCGAGUCGUUCCGCGCCUCCAAGAUCCGCCGCUCCUCUGCGGUGGUUCCGGAGGGGCACGUGCCGAUCUACGUCGGCGACGAGAUGGAGAGGUUUGUGGUGUGCGCUGAGCUCCUCAACCACCCUGUCUUCGUGAAACUACUCAACGAAUCCGCGCAGGAAUACGGCUACGAGCAGAAAGGCGUGCUCCGGUUGCCAUGCCGCGUCUUCGACUUCGAGCGCGUGCUCCACGCGCUCCGCCUUGGCCUCUACGCGCCUGACGUCUCCGAGCUCCUUAGCUUCUUGCCGGAAGAAUUAUCCUGAGAAGUAAAUGAAAAAAAAAAAAAAGAAUACGCUGCUCGUGAUUUGGCUGGAUCUUUUGCUGGUUUUGUUGCGCUGUAUAUACACAUUAGGAACUUGAGAAAAAAGAGGCACAGAAAUUUAGGGUUUGUAAUUGUUUUUCCUUGGGUUCGGUUUCUUCAGGUUGUUGUUGUUCUGUCACUGUAAAGGCGAAGAUAUUUUUAACGCCGUUGUUUGCGACCGGAGAAUGAGAAUCAUCACUUUUUUGUCAUUUCCGUUACUUUCUUUCUCGGUCACUUUCUCAGUAAACAGACCGAAAAAGAAAACCUGUGACUUUUUUUUUUAACCGUUCGGGGAUGUUAACCGCUCCGUUCUUUCUGCAGCGGUUUUAGUUUCUUUGUAAGUAAAUUUGAAAGUGAAAUUAAUUAAAUUUCAGUUUAAUUUAAUUGCAGUUUAA
Messenger RNA from Vigna unguiculata (cowpea), 1194 nucleotides. Its product is annotated as auxin-responsive protein SAUR71 pseudogene. The record is from RefSeq and is a predicted model, not a curated record. Lineage: Eukaryota; Viridiplantae; Streptophyta; Magnoliopsida; Fabales; Fabaceae.